Molecule: messenger RNA, 2529 nt
Organism: Kogia breviceps (pygmy sperm whale)
Lineage: Eukaryota; Metazoa; Chordata; Mammalia; Artiodactyla; Physeteridae
Gene: SLC12A8
Product: solute carrier family 12 member 8
Biological process (GO): potassium ion homeostasis; cell volume homeostasis; chloride transmembrane transport
Cellular component (GO): membrane
Molecular function (GO): potassium:chloride symporter activity
Source: RefSeq, a predicted model, not a curated record
CUCAGACGCGAAGGGUCGGUGCUGCGGCUCCGGAGCGGGUAUGGAGGGGUCUCCCCGCCCAGACUACCAGGACCCCCAUUUCCGGAGAAUGGCCCAGAUGUCUCAAGUGCAGGAACUCUUCCAUGAGGCAGCUCAGCAGGAGGCCCUGGCCCAGCCCCAGCCCCGGUGGAAGAUCCAGCUGUUCAUAUGGGAACCAGUGCCGUUCGGGACCUGGGAUGGUAUGUUCACGUCCUGCAUGAUCAACAUUUUGGGGGUUGUUCUUUUCUUGAGGACUGGCUGGCUGGUGGGAAACACGGGAGUGCUCAUGGGUGUGUUUCUGGGGUCCUUCGUCGCCCUGGUGGCCCUGGUCACAGUGCUGUCCGGCAUCGGGGUUGGGGAACACUGCGACGUGGGCACCGGCGGCGUCUACUCCAUGAUCGCGGCGGUCCUCGGCGGGCAGGCCGGAGGCGCCAUCAGGCUGCUGUACGUGUUUGGACAGUGUGUUGCAGGUGCCAUGUAUAUCACUGGCUUCGCUGAAUCCAUCUCAGAUCCGCUGAGCCUCAGGAGUCUCUGGGCCAUGCAAGGAAUUUCAGUUGCGGUGCUUCUGUCCUUGCUGGGGACUAACCUAGCAGGUGUCAACUGGGUAAUCCGCCUCCGGCUGCCCCUGUCGCUCCUGCUGGCCGCGUCCACGCUGGACUUUGUGGUGGGCUGUUUCACACACCUGGACCCAGAACAUGGUUUUAUUGGAUAUUCGCCGAACAACACUCUGCCAGAUUACAGCCCCGGCGAGUCCUUUCUCACUGUCUUCGGGGUGUUCUUCCCAGCAGCUGCAGGAGUCAUGGCCGGCUUCAACAUGGGGGGCGACCUCAGGGAGCCUGCUGCCAGCAUCCCCCUGGGCUCCCUAGCAGCUGUUGGCAUCUCGUGGUUUCUGUACAUCGUCUUUGUCCUCCUGCUGGGCGCCAUCUGCACCCGAGGGGCCCUUUGCUAUGGCUUCCUGAUAGCAGAAAAGGUGGAUGAGAUCCUGUUCCUUUUGGGCUUAUACAUCUCAUCCCUGGCCUCCUGUAUGGGAGGCCUCUACCAAGCACCCCGGAUCCUGCAGUGUAUUGCCCAGGAGAAAGUGAUUCCUGCGCUGGCCUGUCUAGGGCAAGGGAAAGGGCCAAGUAAAACACCCGUAGCUGCCAUCUGCCUGACCAGCUUGGUGACCAUGGCCUUUGUCCUUGUGGGUCAGGCAAAUGUCCUGGCCCCCAUCAUCACCAUCAACUUCAUGCUGACAUACAUCACGGUGGACUACUCUUACUUCUCCCUGCCCAUGGGCGCCUGCAGCCUCCCACAGGUGCCUGAGUCGGUGCCCAGGGAGGGCCUGGGAGCUCUCCACUGCUCUGAGCACCUGCUCCUGGACAAGGCUCCCAGCUGUGGCCCUGAGGGUGUUGCCUGGAAGCUCUCUGAGGGCACUCUGCUAGAAUUCACCAAGGACAUGGAUCAGCUCCUCCAGCUAACCAGGAAGCUUGAGAGUAGCCAGCCCAGGGGAGGAGAGAGCCGCGGGAUCCCAGAGAAUCAGAAGGGGAAGACCAAGAAGGCCACCAAGCAAACCCUCCAAGAGAGCUUCCUCUUAGACCCCAGGUCUCCUGCUUCCUUCCCUCCUGAAGGCUCUGACGGAUGGCCUACUGCCUCCUGGGAGGGGCAGGGGCCCCAUGGGAACAUGCCGAGUUCCAGAAGUGAAGGGGCUCGGCCUGGAGGAGCCUGUGGAGAACAACAGCCCAGUAAUCAGCCCAGGCCGAGUAGAGAAGAUUUCUUCCUAAAGUCCAGGCUCCAGGAACAAGAUAUCCAGAGGAGACCAACUUCAUUCUACACUUGCACAUGCAACACCUGGGUCUCCCUGUUGGGGGCUGUUGGGUCCCUUCUCAUCAUGUUUGUGAUCCAGUGGGUCUAUACCCUGGUUAACAUGGGUGUUGCUGCCAUUGUGUAUCUCUACAUUGGUUGGACCAGUUCCGGGCUUCACCUUGGUUUAGCCUCCAACUUCAGCCUUUUCAGAUGGAUGAGGUCUCUUCUGAUUCCCUCCUACAGGAACCUGCGAUCCCCCCAAGAGCAGAUAAUUUUGGCGCUGUCCCUGGCUAGCGUUGGCAUGGAGAUGACUCAGCUCACCCAGGAGAACGCAGACUUCACCACCCGGGAUCGCUAUCACCACUCCUCCCUCGUGAUCCGGGAACAGCUGAUGAUGCCUCAGUAUUAGAAUACUGAGUCAUCAGUACGAGGCAGCCUGGGAGCCUCCCCUCGUGUAGCUGUCCAGGGUACAGUGGACCCAAAUCCCAGAACCUUUGUGAAGCUGGUUCUCCUCGGUAAGAAACUCAAAGACCUGUCCUCCCCAUCAUUUUGGAUGAUGGAAAUGUGCAUUCUGGUCUGGAGCACCACGGCUAACCAGGGGAUCCACUGCAAUGGUGGUGGCCCCUGAAACACGCCUCCAGUCUGAAGAGCUCCAUGUGGACGCCAAGACUUGCAGGUGUCCAGACCAGAUUGCUUGUUCUGAGUGCCACAAUAAAUGGUUAUUUUAAA